Molecule: messenger RNA, 1584 nt
Organism: Thyridium curvatum
Lineage: Eukaryota; Fungi; Ascomycota; Sordariomycetes; Thyridiales; Thyridiaceae
Exons: 2
Coding region: 1-1584 (527 amino acids)
Biological process (GO): polysaccharide catabolic process
Molecular function (GO): chondroitin hydrolase activity
Source: RefSeq, a predicted model, not a curated record
AUGCCUCCCGCAGCGAUUGAGCCAGAGUCUUCAGAGAUGUCGAAUGGACUGCUCAACGGCACGUCUUUGAAGACGAAUGGGGACAUCCAUGACACCAAAUGGUCUGAAAGCUCUUCUCAAGAAGCGAACAGUGUUUCGCUAAAACAGUCCUGGGGCUGGGGCGGCCUCUAUGCCGAUUUCUACAGAGAUUUGUACGCAGAGAACAUUACCGCAAAGAUCAUGCACGUCGCCCAACGCUAUACUGGAACGAAUGCAAGUGAUAUUCCAACCUUCUACCCGGAAAUUGUGCCCCAGUCCGGAGACAAUGAAGGCCAAUACAAACACCGACCAGUGGACUUCUGGACCAGUGGCUUCUUCCCGGGAAGCAUCUACCUCCUUCUUGAGAGAUCAACUCGGUAUCCGAAGAGUAUGGGUCACCAGGACACACGCCUGACCCUAUCCCAAGUACGAGAUGAACUCGAGGUCCUGGGCAAGAGGUGGUCAGAUCCAUUGCGCCGCAUGGCCCACAGAACUGACACUCAUGAUCUUGGUUUCAUGGUCAUGCCUCACAUGAGGCUCCGCUGGGAACUAUGUCACGAGAGAGACGCACUGGAAAACAUCAAGACUGCUGCCGUCUCGCUCUACUCCCGCUUCGAUGCGCGUGUGGGCGCGAUACGCUCGUGGGAUGCCCUGCUGUUCUUAGACAACGUGCAGAUCCGGGACAAAUCGAGCAACUUUCUGGUCAUCAUCGACUCCCUAUGCAAUCUGGAGAUGCUCUACUACGCCGCUGCGCACACGGGCUAUGGAUACCUGGCCGAGGCCGCAACAACUCACGCCAAGACUUUGAAGAGAACGCACCUGCGCAAAGAGUUGUCGCACAAACGACCCGGCUAUGAAGGAGCACUUUACAGCACGUGCCACGUGGUGAACUUCUCGCCGGCAACGGGCCAUAUCCAGGAGGUCCGCACCGCCCAGGGAUACUCACGAGACACCACGUGGUCCCGUGGCCAAGGGUGGGCAAUUCUCGGUUACGCUCAGUCGUUUGCCUGGACGGGGGAUGAAGAGCUUCUCGAUGCUGCGUGCGGCCUCGCGGAGUACUUCCUACUUCGGCUAGAAAGCGCACCGGCCUAUGUUGAGAUUCUCCAGAGCACUGGCGAUGGGUCCGCGCCCCAAAAGGCAGGGAGGUACGUGCCAUUGUGGGACUUUGACGCCCCCGUCGAGGACAUUCAGGCACCUCUCCGUGACGUCUCCGCAGGUGUCAUUGCAGCGAACGGCAUGCUUGUUCUGGCCCAAGCACUGACGGCCCGAGGCCAGCAUGAGCGAGCCAAACGCUACUUGGGCAGUGCUCUGAGGAUCGUCGACGACACCCUAAAGUUUUCGUUGUCUCAACAGAAGAUGCGUCUUCAGACCGGGGCGAAUGGCAUCGCGUCGGCUGUGCCAUGCAAUGAGGAUGAAGUAAUGUUUGAGAGCGUAUUGAGGAAUUCAACGGUGAGCUGGCACGAACACAAUUUGUCUGCUAGCGGAGACCAUGGACUGGUUUACGCGGACUACUAUUUGAUCGAGUUUGGAAAUCGGCUUUUGCAAUUAGGUUAUGGCAACAUUUGA